This is a messenger RNA of Emys orbicularis (European pond turtle), 1104 nucleotides long. It is a transcript of the gene EXOG, whose product is annotated as exo/endonuclease G. Gene Ontology annotation, molecular function: RNA endonuclease activity; 5'-3' exonuclease activity; metal ion binding. Gene Ontology annotation, biological process: apoptotic DNA fragmentation. The transcript has 6 exons. The record is from RefSeq and is a predicted model, not a curated record. Lineage: Eukaryota; Metazoa; Chordata; Testudines; Emydidae. Gene Ontology annotation, cellular component: nucleus; mitochondrial inner membrane. The coding region runs from base 1 to 1104 and encodes 367 amino acids.
AUGGCGGACACUUCGGGCGCCCGCUUCGCCAAGUGCCGCUUCCUGGGCGGCUUCGUCUGUGGGGCUGCGCUGGGCGCCGUCGCCUCCGGCCUGGUCGCGCUACGGCUCCUCCGUAGCCAGCCCGGCCCCGCGCCGGCGGCCCUUCGCGAGCGGCCGCAGGAACCAGUGGAAGAGUCUCUGCUGGAACAGUAUGGAUUCCCUGUAGCUGGAACAGAGACCAGAAGUUACACAAAUCAUGCACUGUCUUAUGAUCAGGCAAAACGAGUACCUAGAUGGGUGAUUGAACAUAUUUCAAAACACAAGACACUGGGCAACGCAGAUCGAAGGCACUGCAAAUUCAGACCAGAUCCUAGUAUCCCUCUCAUGUUUAGUGCUGUCAAUGAAGACUACAUUGGGAGCGGGUGGUCGCGAGGACAUAUGGCACCAGCAGGAGAUAACAAAUUUUCAAUACAAGCUAUGGCCGAAACAUUUUACCUGUCCAACAUUGUGCCCCAGAAUUACAAGAAUAAUGCUGGAUUCUGGAACAGAAUGGAAAUGUAUUGUCGGGAGCUGACAGAGAGAUUUGAGGAUGUUUGGAUAGUUUCUGGACCUUUGACCUUGCCUCAGACAGGGGAUGAUGGAAAGAAAAGAGUUACCUAUCAGGUAAUCGGCAAGGGCGAUGUGGCUGUGCCAUCACAUCUCUACAAGGUGAUUCUCGCCAGGCGAAGCAGAAUGUCCUCAGAGCCCCUGGUGCUGGGGGCCUUUGUGGUGCCCAACGAUCCCAUCGGCUUCAGUCACCAGCUACCUGAAUUUCAAGUGCAUAUUGAAGACCUGGAGAAAAUGUCAGGAUUGCUUUUCUUCCCACAAGUGGACAAAACCAAAGAUGUUAAAAAUAUCUGUGAUGUAGACACCUGUAAACUGAUGGGGUUUGAUGAGUUUACGUUGUACAUCACCGCCCGGAAAGUUCACAGUGCCAGAACACUGCACAGGCUGGAAAAGGUCAUGUCAGAGUUAAGGGAGACGGGAAUUGAGCCUGACGAAUAUCUAGUGAAGCUUUACAAGAAGAAGGAGGAAGAACUAGUGCAGCAAAAGCAAAUGGAAGCUAGAGAAGGGAGAGCUGGUUGA